Diachasmimorpha longicaudata is the source of this 1233-nucleotide messenger RNA. RefSeq lists its product as uncharacterized. NCBI's taxonomy places the organism in Eukaryota, Metazoa, Arthropoda, Insecta, Hymenoptera, Braconidae. The record is from RefSeq and is a predicted model, not a curated record. Bases 1 to 1233 code for a protein of 410 amino acids. The transcript has a single exon.
AUGCAGAAGUUCCUAUCAAUUUAUGAAAAUGCAAUUCUCGAACCUCAGAAGAUUGAUGCUCAAAUCAAGAAAUAUCAAGAUAUGAUACGAAAUCAUGAAGAAAUGUUAGAAGAAUUGAGCACUUUGGAUCCCGUAUUCGAGCAACACUCAAUCGACGAAGUUUACAGCAUUCAGAACAAUUAUUUAGACAACAUCGCUCAAUAUGAAAAAUUCAAAGCUGUCACUAGAGGAGAAGUGAUGGGAAAUUAUGGGGCACCUUCCAUCGUCUCUAGUGUGAGUGCAAGUGGCCGCAGAAAAUUAAAACUACCUGUGUCAUCACUCCCAACCUUUCAUGGUGAUUAUGAAGAAUAUCUGUCGUUCAAAGGAGAAUUCAAGUCCAUGAUCGACGACAGAGAUGACUUAACUAUAGUGGACAAAUUCACAUAUUUUCGUGAUGCACUGAAAGGGCCAGCCUUCGAUAAAAUCCGCAUGCUGCCAAUCAAUGAUGAAAAUUACGCGCGAGCAUGGAGACUAAUCGAAGAGACGUAUUCCAAUAAACGGUUGAUCAUCUCCAGGCAUAUAAGAUUGUUACUUCAAUCGCCCAAACAAGACCAGGAAACUUCGCAGGGACUCCUCAAACUGGUAGAUGAUACACGUCAGCACAUCGAGAUGCUGAAAGCCAUGGAAGUGAAUCCCUCGGAAGAGAUGAUCGUGAUUGUACUUGAGGAUGCAUUACAUCGAUUAACAGCAGAUGAUUGGGACAAGACUUUGGAGAAGAAUUCCUUCCCAAAACUCGACAACUUAUUGGAAUUCAUGUCUCACAGGGCAACGAGACUAGCAAGCCGAGAAAUUAAUCAAUCUUUAGCAACUACAUCAACCAGCAGCCAUCAACCAGGAGAUCGAAGAGCUCCCAAGAGGACAUAUGCACGAGCAUUUGUAACCAAUAUAGAGAGAGGAGAAAGAGAUUGUCCAGUAUGCAACAAGGAGUUGCAUCCUCUAUUCAAAUGCGAAGAAUUUAAACUACGUCCAGUGUCGCAACGAUUUCAAAUUGCCAAGGAUAAGGGUUAUUGUUACAACUGUUUGAGGAGCAAUCAUCGAAGCAGUGAUUGCUAUUCCACAUCCAGUUGUCGUGUGUGUUCUGACAAGCACAACACCCUUCUUCAUGCGGCCUUUAAUAGUAAAAAAAAUGAAAACCUUGAUAACAAAACCAAAGUCACCAGCGAUGAAUCGCAAGUAAAAGAUUCUUCCAGUUGA